Messenger RNA from Seminavis robusta, 432 nucleotides. The record is from the annotation of a GenBank genome assembly. NCBI's taxonomy places the organism in Eukaryota, Bacillariophyta, Bacillariophyceae, Naviculales, Naviculaceae.
AUGUUUCAGCGAUCAGCUGGAUGCUUCCCUCAUUUUUGUGUUGCCCUCGAUGUCUUUCUCACAUUUGUCACCAUUCUCCGCUCCUUGUUGCUUCCACUACUGCCUCCGAGCAAAGCUUUCGUCCCUUCCAAACAAGAAGCCCAGCCCAAGAUGCCGUCGACCGAGAAAUCUGCGCUCCUUGAGAGAAUGAAGAAGCUUGUUGCGGAACAGGAGGCCGUGGUGGAUGUCCAGUUGCAAAAACAACUCGAGAAGGUGGAGGAUGCUAAGGAAGAGGACAUUACGAAAACCUCCGCUUUCAGGAGAAUGACUGCGACUCGACUGGUGAAGCGUGACGAUGGACGGACUCAGCUUGUCCGAGACUAUGGUGAUGCCGAGGAAACUCGCGAGGAAAGCACCGGCCGUGGAUCUUCGGAUGACGACCAGAGAGAGUAA